Molecule: messenger RNA, 4898 nt
Organism: Rhipicephalus microplus (southern cattle tick)
Lineage: Eukaryota; Metazoa; Arthropoda; Arachnida; Ixodida; Ixodidae
Gene: scny
Product: ubiquitin specific peptidase 36
Biological process (GO): protein deubiquitination; regulation of apoptotic process
Cellular component (GO): nucleus; cytosol
Molecular function (GO): cysteine-type deubiquitinase activity
Source: RefSeq, a predicted model, not a curated record
CUUCCUCGCUAGCGUGUUUUUUGCGUUCGCCUCGAAGCAAGUACAAAAGUGAGACAUCUUCAAAAGUUGUGCGCGUGCCUCGUUGCGCGAUUCAUUCGCGCCCCCUGAAAGCUUUAACUAUUACUCGGUGCCAAUCACGGGAUAAUGGGAAGCGUGGAUGAUAACCUUCUGAGGUCCCCUCGCCCAUCACCACCAGUACUUCGAUGUGGUGGCCCAGACAUUGGGGAGGAGUCUAGUCAGCACCUCUUGUAGGUUCUAAGAAUUCACCGUGCCACCCCCAUCCUGCCUUCCCUGCUUGGCGGCGACGCCACGAGCACCCGUGGGAAAGAUGCCGCAAGAAAGUUUGAAGAUGAUCAGCAACUCCAUCAGCAUGGGGCUCGGCCGUAGUCCGCUUGGUCUCAAUCAACAGGUUGCUGGUGGCUCGCGGUCGUCGGUGCUUCUGUCCCGCGUCGACUUUGAGCCAGGUGACAGUGGGGGAAAGCACUCCACCGAGGCGCUGAAGGCAAAGUACGCACCGCUGUCGCCAUCGCCGGUGCACAACGGGCAGCUGAGCAAGAACAACUCCCUACACAAGAUAGGGGGCAAGACGAUGGUGAACGGUGUGGCCCUGACAAACGGGUUGGGCGGCGGCAGUGACGCCGGGAACAAGGCGGUGCGUCGGGACGACGGGUACGGCGAAGACGGCAUCCCCGAACCCCGGGUGCGCCUCCACUCCUCGGACUCCGUCUGGCUGGACUGGCGGGAGCAGCGGCGCAUCGGUGCUGGCCUUGUGAACAUGGGCAACACCUGCUUCAUGAACACGGUCAUCCAGUGCCUGACCUACUGCCCGCCCCUGGCCAACUACCUCCUGCACCAGGACGACCACUGCGCCAAGUGCAAGACGCUGAACUUCUGCAUGAUGUGUGAGCUCCAGAGGCACAUGAAGCGUGCCCUGGAGAAAUCUGGCGACGCCAUCAAGCCCCUGUACAUAUACCAGCGGCUCAAAGCCAUAGCGAAGCACUUUCAGUUCGGGCAACAGGAGGAUGCCCAUGAGUUCCUCCGCUACGUCGUUGACAACCUUUGGAAAGCGGCGCUGGCCAACUACGACGGUGGCGUCAAGCUGGACCCUGCGAGCAAGGAAACAACUGUUGUCAAUGAGAUUUUUGGCGGCUAUCAUCGAAGUCAAGUGACUUGCAUGAAAUGCAAGGAAAAGAGCAACACUUACGACCACUUCAUGGAUCUCAUUCUCGACAUCAAGAAUGCCUCCAGCCUGGAGACGGCCCUGGAGAAGUUUGUGGAGCCUGAGCUGCUGCAGAACGACAACGCGUACAAGUGUCCGCGGUGCAACGUCAAGGUGAUGGCGCAGAAGCGGUUCACGGUCCACCGGGCGCCCAACGUGGCCACCUUCCAGUUGAAGAGGUUCGAUGCCAACCGGAUGUUUGGCGGCAAGAUCACGAAACAUGUGAGCUACCCCGAGCACCUGGAGCUGCGGCCGUACAUGUCGGACAAGCACGGUGAUCCGGUGACGUACCGACUCAACGCCGUUCUGGUGCACCUGGGCGCCAGCUGCAACUCUGGGCACUACUUCUGCUUUGUGCGCAACUCCAACGGUAGCUGGUACUGCAUGGACGAUUCUCGGGUGCAUCAAGUGAGCUUGGGCCACGUCCUGAACCAGCAGGCGUAUGUCCUCUUCUACGUCCGGGCGCCGUCGGAGUCGCAGGAAAAUCACGUCGUCAAGAAGUCCAACUCCGCGGCCACGUUGUGCAGCCAAAACGCCACUCCCGAGCCAAUCCGAAAUGGGCAGCUGUCCGUGGCCGCGGAGAGGAGCACCCCGCAAAGGCCGAAGCAGCCCCCGCCCAGGUCUCCCUCAUCGCCUGCAGCGGUAUCCACGGCUGAAACAGCAGCUGCGUCGUCGUCAUCGUCUAUCUCCGCCCAGCCGUCGCCCCACCGAACAGUGGCGGUGUCCACGUUGCCCUCGACGUCGACACCGCUUCCCGCCAAUCGCCCGAAAAUUGCCUUCGGAAUUGGGGCUUCCUCUUCAUCCUCGGUUGCGACUUCGUCUCCAUCCCCAUCGACGUCUCAGCGAAGCAUAGGGCCGCCUAAACCUCCUGCUCCGGCGGCGCCCGCAAAGCCUUCCGCGGAAAAGCCAGUUGAGAGACCUGUAGACAAGCCGCUCACCCCAUUAGCCCUGGGUGACAUGAGCCUGGUUCCGUAUGCUGGGGACUCGUCAGAUGACAGUGACCGAACCGACAGCACUAUAAACAGGCGGAAAGGUGCUGCAGCCCAAACAUACUCCUCGGACACUCUGAGGGCCAAGGCUUCCUCGACAUGGCAGGUGUCGGACGUGAACCUUCUCUCUCCGGCCAUCUCGGUCGAGUCGAGCACGACGAGCGUCAACUCUACGACAGACUGGAACGUGACUGACAAGGAGCGGCCCUACGAGGCGCGCAAGCCUGUCGCCGAGGAGUUUCCAGGCUGGACAGUGGAGCCGGCAGCCGCCAGCGCACCCGGUACGGCGGAGUCGUUGUCGCUGCCAGGGAGUUCUGGGGAUGCCACUUCUAAGUGUGUCCGAGACGAUGACGGGCUGGUCGUUUCAAAGCACAAAGAACAGCAGCUGCGGCCCUUUCUUGGCGACGGACGCGUUGGCGUCAUCGAUUCCACCGAGACUCAACCUUCUGGUGACGGUGCGCGAGGCGGUGACGCGAUGUCUCCAGCGAGUGAACUUAUCGCGGGUGACGACAGUGCGGCGGCGCCAGUCAACGAGCCCCCAGUGCGGCCUGUUGUGCCUCCGCCGAAUUCGGCGGCGCCGGCUCCCAUCGCCAACGGAUGUGUGAGGGCCGUUGCGGCUGACACAGAUGACAGCAGUGAUUCGCAUGAAUGGGUGGAACGGACAAAGGAAACGUUAGCUGCUGAACGACGCCACUCGUCGAGCAGCAAAGCCACAGUCCACCAGUGGGACGCACGGCCGAGCGUCAAUGGCUCCAAGGAAGGGUCGUCGUCGUCGCACUGGAACGGCACCAACGGUAGUGCCAAAAGGCAGACGGACAUUCUGAGCUACUUCCAUAGCAACGGCUCCCGUCAGUACGGCUACGCUGUGAACGGAUGGCGCGGCCGAGGCUCCGAAGGGGCCGGCUACCACAACGGCUACAGAAACGACCGAGGCGGUGGCGGCGACUUCUACCGGGACAAGCGGAAAUACUACGACGGCUAUGACAGUUACGACGAUGAGUACGAUAAGGGCAAGCAAAAGCGCAAGAGCAACGGCUUCAGUCAGCACUCGGGAUCGCACUACCGCAACGGGUCGAAUCCGUUCCAGGAGGCGCAUAACUUUCGGAACCAGCAAGGAGUCGGCCACCGGUUCCACCACCAUCAGCAGUUCCACAAGAGGUUCCAGAAGGGUCCACCUCCGUUCUACAACCGGCACCACCACCACCACAACAACAACAACCGGCAGCACUUCAACUACGACUCGCCCCGACGGAAGCACCACUACAGUCGCACCCGAUAGCGAGAAUGUGGGGAUUGGGCCCAGCUAAACCUAGAUGGCCGAGCCAAGGGUUGGAAACAAGGAAUUGCCGACGAUAUGAUACACGGCAUUUUAUUCGUCGGCCCCUCUUGCCUCGUCGGGGAGAGCCUCUCCUGUCGAUGAGUGCAGGCGCUGGACACGCUGAAGAGGGUGCACCGUUCAACUGCGACAGCUGAGCUGUCUUCUAAGCCUUCGCAAUAGACUGUUCUUCUGCGGUGCUUUCUGGGCUCUGAGGCUUCGGCUACGUCCUGGAAGUGCAUCGACGGUUGCUAGAGUGUCGGUUAGGUCGUCCUGGAAACACGUUGGCCACUGUGACGUUUGCAGGAGUGUGGACUUGUUAACUGACGAUGAGGGAAGACUCGGAGCCCUCGUCGGACUCUCUCCAAACGUAGAGACAGUGUUUCUUUCCGGCUUGCAUUGUCGUAGUCUUCGCGGUGCAGUAUAGCAGAUGCAGACUGCUUGGCGUGUCUGUUGUCGUGGCGACGCGGGUCGUGACUGAAGUGUGCGGUGUGUCAUACGAUUGGGUGAACUUGUUUUCGAAAGCCGGCCUGUGCGUUAUUUUUUCCUUCUCUUCCACUUGGUGAACGACCGGACUGAACGCGCCAGUUUUUGAAGUCUCUUCAUGAUCCAGUCAAUGGGGAGCCAUGCCUCACGAAUGCUGCAAGUCAUUGCGACUCGAAUUCGGAGACGAGCUUUGUGCCACCUGACCGUGUACUAUUGCAACUAGCCACGAACACAAAGCCUUGUCGUCACUAUCCCGAUUGAACUUGUUGGUUUUUCUUUCGAGAACCUCAGUGGACUUCAGUUGGCUCGAAUGUUACUGGAAAUCGUGUGUGUGUGUUUGUUUAGGGAACUCCCCCCAUUUUAUUAUUGCCCUCCGUGUUAAUUUGUGCUUGUUCCCUCAGAAACUUUUUCCUUUCUGUGAACAUUGCGGUCCAACCGCUUAGAAGCGACGUCCUUCCUGGAUGCUCUGUGUGGAGCAGUGUAAAAAAAAAAAGAUUUUGGUCUCCUAGGAACUGAUAACUUUGUGGGGAAUGUAAAAAAAAAAAGGGAAAACUUCAUUGUUUCUUUUUUGAGUACUUGGAUAUAAAAGCUCUAGGACCUACCUACACUGACAACUCUCUUUUCCUUUCCAUCUAUGACAUUCAUAAACUGUGCGCCAGGUAUUCAGAUUUCGUGGUGCAUCGGAAGGUCACAGAUAUGUUCAGCCUUUUUUUUUUUUUUCUUUUCGUCACUUGUGUAAAAACGGUCUCGAGUUGAAAGUAGCAAAAAAACGCAUCCCUUCUGGCCUCUCGUCGAAGAUGCGUUUUUGUUUGUAUAUACAACUUGUGACAUUAGAGAGCUGUCUCACGGGGAAAAAAAAAAACGUAAUAAAGAAGUUCGCGCACUUUCA